GUGAGGUUGGGGGUGGGGCCCGCAGAGCUGGGGUCCUCAACCCGCCAGCUCCUGACCUGCGCGUGCGCAAUUCAUUCCUACUCUGCUCCUGGAACGGCGUGUGUAGCAGCAAGAUGGGAAAGUGCCGCGGGCUCCGCACGGCCCGGAAGCUACGCAGCCACCGGCGGGACCAGAAGUGGCACGACAAGCAAUACAAGAAGGCGCACCUGGGCACGGCGCUCAAGGCCAACCCCUUCGGGGGCGCUUCGCACGCCAAGGGCAUCGUCCUGGAAAAAGUGGGUGUGGAGGCUAAGCAGCCCAAUUCUGCCAUCAGGAAGUGUGUGAGAGUCCAGCUGAUCAAAAACGGCAAGAAAAUCACCGCCUUUGUUCCAAAUGAUGGCUGUUUGAACUUUAUUGAGGAAAAUGAUGAAGUGUUAGUGGCUGGCUUUGGCCGAAAGGGCCAUGCUGUUGGUGAUAUUCCUGGAGUCCGAUUCAAAGUUGUCAAAGUAGCCAAUGUUUCUCUUCUGGCUUUGUACAAAGGCAAGAAAGAGAGACCAAGAUCAUAAAGUGACUUGUACAAUAAAUUUUUUCAUUUAAA
This is a messenger RNA of Dromiciops gliroides (monito del monte), 577 nucleotides long. RefSeq names its product 40S ribosomal protein S23. Lineage: Eukaryota; Metazoa; Chordata; Mammalia; Microbiotheria; Microbiotheriidae. The transcript has 4 exons. Gene Ontology annotation, biological process: translation. Gene Ontology annotation, cellular component: cytosolic small ribosomal subunit; ribosome. Gene Ontology annotation, molecular function: structural constituent of ribosome. The record is from RefSeq and is a predicted model, not a curated record. The coding region runs from base 114 to 545 and encodes 143 amino acids.